Messenger RNA from Pelobates fuscus (common spadefoot toad), 1273 nucleotides. RefSeq names its product deleted in malignant brain tumors 1 (gene DMBT1). Gene Ontology annotation, biological process: zymogen activation. Lineage: Eukaryota; Metazoa; Chordata; Amphibia; Anura; Pelobatidae. The transcript has 10 exons. Gene Ontology annotation, cellular component: plasma membrane. The record is from RefSeq and is a predicted model, not a curated record. The coding region runs from base 1 to 1191 and encodes 396 amino acids. Gene Ontology annotation, molecular function: serine-type endopeptidase activity.
AUGCUGCUCUUUUGUGUGAUAAUAUGUCUGCCAUGGAUUCUUCAAAGUCAAGUCUCACCUUCGCUGACACUGCGGUUGGCACACGGGGAGAAUUCCUGUGCUGGACGCGUUGAGCUAUUCCACGAGGGAGCAUGGGGAUCAGUCUGCGAUGAUGGCUGGAACCGAGUCAAUGCUGAUGUAGUGUGCCGGCAGGCUGGAUGUGGGAGCACUCUUCAGCCCAUCGUUAGCUAUGGACCGGGCAAUGGCACAGUUCUUCUAGACGAUGUAAUUUGCAAUGGAAAUGAGCAAGAACUGUGGCAGUGCACACAUCGUGGGUGGUACAUACAUGACUGUGGAGCUCAGGAGCAUGUAGGCGUGAAAUGUGCAGUUCCCGGUCUUUCGGAAUCCAGUAAUUCUGCAAUCCACGUCGAGCUGCGCCUAUCUGCUGGUGGGAACCGAUGUGCAGGCCGCGUGGAGGUGUACUAUAACAACAAUUGGGGCACAGUGUGUGAUGAUUCGUGGGACCUCAAUGAUGCCCAUGUUGUGUGCAGACAGCUAGGCUGUGGAACGGCUACAUCUGCUCUUGCCCUGGCAUAUUUUGGUCAAGGAAAUGGGAGCAUUCUUCUGGACGAUGUGGCUUGUGUUGGUGAUGAAUCUCUCCUUGCGCAAUGUAACCACAGAGCUUGGGGUGUGCACAAUUGCAUGCACAGUGAAGAUGCAGGGGUGAUUUGUUCAGCUGCGGGAUCCCCACCAUCGGCACCUUCAGGUUCAACUUCACCAGUAACAGCAAGGCAAACUAUUGCAGGUUUAGAAGGGCCUUUUGGUUUGCGUCUUGUGGAUGGAAGUAGCCGGUGUGAAGGACGCCUUGAAGUUUUCUACCUAGUGACGUGGGGAACAGUUUGUGAUGACUUUUGGGAUGUGAGAGCAGCCAUGGUUGUGUGCAAGCAGCUAGGCUGUGGGGUGCCCUUUUCUACGAUUGUCCAAACGCAAUUUGGCAGAGGGUCUGGACCAAUCUUACUGGACGAUGUGACUUGUAGGGGUACAGAGUCCUUUCUGUGGCAGUGUCCCCACAGAGCGUGGGGCAUUCAUAACUGUGAUCACAGCGAGGAUGUCAUUGUGGUUUGCACAGGUUCAAGUCCAGCCGUCACAACAAAGAGAAGUACAGCAGGUUUACCUUCUACCAUCACAGCAAUGAGAAACAGAACAGGAUGAGUAUCAAAAAAACCCUGUGAAGGAUGAUUUCCAUAUCGUGACACAACACUUCAUCUCCAGAGAUUUGUAACUUUUCAUCUUC